Messenger RNA from Stereum hirsutum FP-91666 SS1, 1439 nucleotides. RefSeq names its product Pex19-domain-containing protein. The transcript is spliced from 5 exons. The record is from RefSeq and is a predicted model, not a curated record. Gene Ontology annotation, biological process: protein import into peroxisome membrane. The coding region runs from base 120 to 1295 and encodes 391 amino acids. Gene Ontology annotation, cellular component: peroxisomal membrane; peroxisome. Lineage: Eukaryota; Fungi; Basidiomycota; Agaricomycetes; Russulales; Stereaceae.
GCCGAAGUCUUUGGUUUCUCCGUAUCUGAUCCUUCGUUUUCUGUGAUAUCUCUGGUUAUUUGCUGUGAACUUGUAGUGUUAACGAAAGUCUAGGAUACUUAUCCGUGGAUAUUUGGAAGAUGAGCGCUCAGGCAUCAAGACACGUCGAGGAGGAUUUGGAUGACCUUGAUGACGUCCUCGACCAAUUCGACUCCUCCCACAAACCAUCCGCACCCACCCCAUCCUCCAAAUCCCGCUCCCCACCUGGUGCCAUCUCAACGCCCUCAGCAACUACCUUCUUCCCCUCGACCGGUGCACUUGACUCCACAAAAUCACCACAAAUCCCACCGGUACCGCCUCCCACGUCCACAUUCCCUUCCUCACCUCUCACAGGCGGUUCGGCUCCCUCAUCCUCUGGUAUUCCGGGAGCUGCGGGGUUAGAUGGAGGAUCAUCUGGGGGAGGAGGCAUCGAUGCCGCGUUCUCUGAUGCGUUCGCGUCGGAGUUUGCGAAGAACAUUGAGAGUAUGAUGAAGGAGUUCGAUGGGUCGUUUACGGGCGAGCAGGGACCAGACCAGGUGGGAGGUGUGGGUGGCGCUGGAGGCGAGGAAGAGAUUAGUGAGGAAGAGGAAAAGAGGAGGGAGGAGAUGUUCAAGAAGGCUUGGGACGAUAUGAUGAAGGAUGGGAUGGAAGAGGCCAUGGCGGGCUUGAAGCUUGAUCCUACGGCGGAGGGUUCUGCGACUGCUGCCGGUGCGAAUGGACAAGGGAAGGAGAGGCAGACAAGAUCGUUGCCGGAGGGUGCGGAUGUGGAGGAUGAGUUUUUGAAGAGCGUGAGGCAGGCGCAGGAGAAGUUGAAGGAGAGUGAGGCGAACUUGAGGGCGAGCGAGUCGAUGUCGAUGCCGGACGAUCUCGAGAAAUUGAUCGCUCAGUUGGGCAGCGGGGAGGCAGAUGAAGAGUUCUCGGGCAUCUUGGAGGGAAUGAUGGGUUCGCUCAUGAGCAAAGAUAUUCUCUAUGAGCCUUUGAAGGAACUCCACGACAAGUUCCCGCCAUACCUAUCUGAAAACAAGGACAAACUUAGCACAGAGGACAAUGAGCGAUUCGUUGCCCAGCAGGAAUGCAUAACGAAGAUCGUUGCGAUAUUCGAGGACGUGAAGUAUAGCGACGAAGAUGUGGAGAAGAAAACUGAGGUCAUGCAACUCAUGACUGAGAUGCAAAGCCACGGAUCUCCGCCUGCAGAGAUCAUGGGCGCCUUACCCCCCGGACUCGAUAUGGGCGCGGAUGGUAUGCCAGAGCUCCCGGACGGGUGUACCAUCGCAUGAGAUACCCUGUCGUCUGGUUCGAAUGGGGUGAUGUACGGAAGUCUACUGGCUAACUCUGUGUAAUUGUGCCGUUUAUCUAUGUAUACCUCCAUACUCUUGUUGUGAAGCGUUUUCGCGUUUAUUGUAUGGUGUUUUCAUUCAUCG